GAGCCCGAAGGGCGCUUUUCCCCGCCAAAUAUAAAGCGGGCUGAAGUCUCCACUCCCCCGCGACUCCCUCCGGGCCCGUCUUCUCCAAGCCGCGGAGAUGAGAGCGGGCGGGACGCGCGCCAGAGACGGUCGCUCCAAGGGCCGCGCCAGGCGCCUCCCAUAAGCAGCGAGGCGGGUGGUGGAGGGCGCCUGCCGGAGAGCGCGCUUCAGCCGGGAGGGGAUACGCCUCCUUUCCCCGGACUCUUCACCGCCGGCGAUGUUCACCAGGGCGGUGAGCAGACUCAGCAGAAAGCGGCCUCCGUCAGAAAUAACUGACAAUGACAGCAAGCCAUGUACUAGCCAUCAGACACUCAACGGGACCACAAGAUGGGCUCAGUCACUGGAAAGUUUGCUGGAAGAUCGAGAAGGUGUAAAGAAAUUUAUGGACUUUUUAAAGAGAGAAUUUAGUGAAGAAAAUGUUUUAUUCUGGCAAGCUUGCGAAGAGUUUAAGAAGAUACAAGAUGAAAAACAGAUUUUCAACCUCAUGAAAUAUGACAGCUACAACCGCUUCUUGAAAUCAGAUGUGUUUCUUAAAUUGAAGGAAACUGAAGAACAAGAAGAAAAUUCACCCGAUCCUCAGACUGCAGCAAAAAGAGCUUCUAUAAUUUAUAAUACAUGAUUGUAUCCACAUAUUUGGAUACAGUCCAAAUAACAACAAUCCAUAGGUCAUAUUGAGACUACAAUCAAAGUAAAUCAGUACUCAGGAAUAAUCUUUGUGCUUAAUACAGAUGCAUUUAGAGGCUUGAAUAGUAUAGAAUCCUAUUAGAUAAAACUUACAUUUUGGUUGCUUCAGUGGCUUGAUUCUUGCCAGUGCUUGCUUCUAGAUACAAUGAUUAAGGAUAUGACAGCCCUUGAAAGACUGAACAAUUUGUAAGUUCUUGCAAAUUGCCUCUCAUUUUUAAAAAAAAAAUAUAUUUACUUGUAAAUCAUUUGGUAGUGGAGUAUGAUAAAUGUCGCAUUAAAAAGUAAAGCAAAUUUGAAAGUAGAGAUAAUAAAAGGCAAAGGUUUCCCUGUCCACUUGUUUCUGACUCUAGGGGGCAGUACUCAACUCCAUUUCUUAGCCAUGGGAGCCAGUGUCUGAAGACAUUUCCAUGGUCAUGUGGUCAGCAUGACUAUAUGCCAAGGCUCAUAGAGCACUGUUACCUCCCCAAUAAAAUGGUACCUAUUUAUCUACUUGCAUUUGCAUUCUUUGCAAGUGCUGGGUGGGGCAAGUAAUGUGAGCUCACCCUGUGCAAUGCUUGGGUCUUGAAAUUAGGCCAUCCAGCUGACAUGCUCAACCUCUUUAACCUCUGAUCCAUUGCGUCCCAGACUUUGAAACACUCAUAAAGUUUUGUCUAACAGAGACUUUCCGAAAAUAUCUUCUUGUUUUAACAACUGUGUGAAUUGAAUUAAUCAUAUCACUUUAGGUAUCCAAUCCAUUGAUGGAGCAGAUAAAGAUAGUUUAUAGUAGCUAUUUUGCUAGGACUUUUGUCUUCAAAAAGUGCCUCCUUGAUCCAUUUUAUAGUGUGUUUUUCUAUUUAAAACUAAGGGAUCUAUUUACAGGUAAAUCUACUACAGCAGAUUUACCUUACAAUACCUUCAUCUUUAAAAUACCUAUUCUCAGUAAUGAAACAGUAUAGACAAAUCUCAUAACAAUUCAACAUUGAGAUUAUGCCUACAGAGGCCAUUUUUGUCUUGGCUGUCUUGAAAAUAUUUUUUUUCAGAAAUUAUGAAUAUGGAAAUGCACUGGUAGAAGUACGGACUUAAUGGAAAAAUGUGGGCUGUGUAUGAGGUUAAAGAGCAGUUUAUGGCAAGAAAGAAAUCAAACAUUUAGAAAGAAAUUGUGCUUCAUUUCGCUCUCCUGCUUUUUAAAUCACAUUUCAAAUAUUGAUAAUGCCAAUGAAGUUGUGUAUGUUAGUAUGUGUGAUAGUAUUUUAUAUUUGAUUAUGCUUGGGGCAUUCCUUCUUCAUGCUUGGGACUGAAGCAUAGUUCGUUAAUGUUUUGUCAUCUAUAGAAAAUUGAAGUACAAAAUUAAUAAUGAUAAUAUGAUUGCAAACCUAAACCAAAAGCCUCACUCUUGUUUUUCAGCUGUAAUAGCUCAGGCAAAGAAUCUAUUUUUAGUUUAAUUAUUUUUGUUUUAAUAUUCAUUUCCCCAAAAGUAAUUGCAGUGCUGUUAAACAUGACGAAACAAAUUGGGUCGUACGCUUCAUUUACAAGUUCUGCUUGUGAAAUGUAAUUCUGGCUCACAAAUUCUAUUUGCUUUUUAAUCUUUGUAUGGACUACUUUGUUGUUCAAUUUAACUCUAAAUAUUUGUAAGUUUUGUUUAUUUUGGCAAGUAGGACACAUAAUUUUUCUUUCUAGCUUUAUUCUCUAGAAGUAUUAGUCAUAAUGUAUAUUAGGAAGAGAUAAGAUGCUUGGGUCAGAUAACAGCUAUAUUCUGUUUUCAUCUUAACACAGAGAAUUGUGGUUGAACCAGCAAUUAAUCGGUUCUCCCUCAAAUCACUGUAUAACCAAGAAUAGCAUUUGUAGAUGUAGACAGUAAUCUCCUGUAAGUUCAGUUCAAAAAUGUCAACAAUUUCUUCGCCUUAGGCAUAUCCUUAAUGCCUUAUUGAUUUAAUUGUCUUUCUCUUAUACUUACUCUUAUAAUAAAGGGCAAAGUGAGUAGGAGAAAUCUUCUGUAGAUUAUAUAUAUCUUACAAAGGUAAUCAUGUCUGCAGAAGAUGUGGGUUUUCAAGGAUGAUUCAGGAAACAGGAAAAGGGCCAUUGUUUUUUCUAUUUCCAUGAACCACACUGAGACUAGUUUUACUGUUCAUGAUAAGCCAUUGUUUGUUUGUUUUAAUCAUCUUUAAUAUAUUUAAAUGAUAGGAUAUAUACAUUAUACUAAACCAUAAAAGCUGAAUUCACUGUAUGCCAAAAACAAAUAUUAAUAUCAAAUGGUAUGAUGUGUGGACCAUCCUAGAAGGAAGGAUAAAAUACCCUGGGAUAAGUAUUGAGGCUGAAGCUAACAAAGGUUUGAAGUAAGCGCCUGAAAUAAGAUAAGAUCACUAUAAGAUGGUCUUUAACAUCCAGAGCUUAUAGCAAUAGCAAUAGCAGUUAGACUUAUAUACCGCUUCAUAGGGCUUUCAGCCCUCUCUAAGCGG
Molecule: messenger RNA, 3158 nt
Organism: Thamnophis sirtalis
Lineage: Eukaryota; Metazoa; Chordata; Lepidosauria; Squamata; Natricidae
Source: RefSeq, a predicted model, not a curated record